UAGUAUAUAAGAAUCAUCAACGCACUAAGUAAGACACUCAACAAAACAAAACAAGAAGGAGAAUAUAAGAAGAAGCAUGAAGUGUUGUAAGUUUGUUGCAGUGGCUUUGAUGAGUCUUCUGAUCUCACUUGCUUCCGUUGAGGCGGCAGGUGAGUGUGGUCGCAUGCCAAUUAAUCAAGCCGCGGCUAGCCUAAGCCCGUGUUUGCCUGCUACAAAGAACCCGAGGGGUAAGGUUCCACCGGUUUGCUGUGCCAAAGUUGGUGCUCUCAUUAGAACCAAUCCUCGUUGUCUUUGUGCUGUCAUGCUCUCUCCUUUAGCAAAGAAAGCCGGAAUCAAUCCUGGAAUCGCAAUCGGCGUUCCUAAACGCUGUAACAUCCGAAACCGCCCUGCUGGCAAGCGAUGUGGACGUUACAUUGUUCCAUGAUCUUAUGAGCAUUUGUUUUGGAUUCAAAUGCUGAGAAGUUCUUAAGAUUUAAAUAAAUGUUUUCACUUACCUUUGUAUAAGAGAAAUGUGAACUAUAUAUAUCUUUUAAUAACCUACUUGUUGACUCAUAUGACUAUAUGAGUGAGUAUGCAUAUUAAUAACAAUAUGAGAUGUUUUUCUUAAUAAAAGACAAUGCUUUUCUUAGUAAGAAAAUGAUAA
Molecule: messenger RNA, 643 nt
Organism: Arabidopsis thaliana (thale cress)
Lineage: Eukaryota; Viridiplantae; Streptophyta; Magnoliopsida; Brassicales; Brassicaceae
Product: Bifunctional inhibitor/lipid-transfer protein/seed storage 2S albumin superfamily protein
Exons: 2
Coding region: 77-424 (115 amino acids)
Biological process (GO): lipid transport; systemic acquired resistance
Molecular function (GO): fatty acid binding; lipid binding
Source: RefSeq, marked reviewed